Euleptes europaea (tarantolino) is the source of this 788-nucleotide messenger RNA. It is a transcript of the gene C1QA, whose product is annotated as complement C1q A chain. NCBI's taxonomy places the organism in Eukaryota, Metazoa, Chordata, Lepidosauria, Squamata, Sphaerodactylidae. The coding region runs from base 57 to 788 and encodes 243 amino acids. Gene Ontology annotation, molecular function: protein binding. The record is from RefSeq and is a predicted model, not a curated record. The transcript has 3 exons.
ACAGAGGCUCUCUUUCUGAGUAAUCUGGUGGAGAACCCUUGGCCAGGAGAGGCAGAAUGGCGACCGGCUUCUGGUUGGCAGCUGGCACCCUGGCCCUGAUCCUGGCUGUGGCAGCACCUCAGGAAAACCUUUGCCAAGCUCCCAAUGGCCAAGAUGGACACCCAGGGGUUCCAGGCUUAAACGGGCGGCCGGGACAGAAGGGUGACAUUGGAGAACCAGGGCCGUCCGGAAGAAGCAUGGGGAUCCGGGGGCCCAAAGGUGACCCUGGAGAGCCCGGCGUACCAGGAAUCCCAGGCAACCAAGGCUACAGAGGUCCAGACGGGCCCCAGGGCCCUCCGGGGGAAGAAGGCGACCAAGGGCCAAAGGGCCAAGUCGGCAACGUCAGGCACCAGGCCAGGGCCGCCUUCUCGGCCUCUCGGCAGAGCCCGGAGCCAAACGGCAACGUCGUGGUCUUCGACCACAUCAUCACCAAUCAGGACAACGGCUACAGCGGGCAGCGGGGUGUGUUCACCUGCAAGGACCCCGGCUACUACUACUUCUCCUUCCAGGUGGUUUCCGCCGGCAACCUGUGCCUCAGCCUGGUGCACAAGGACACCAAAGUCGCCACCUUCUGCGACGACAACAGCGAUGGCCUCCCGCAGGUCAACUCGGGAGGCAGCGUCCUGAAGCUGGCCGCGGGGGACACCGUCUGGCUGGAGAGCGACCCCGAGGCGGGGAACAAGGUUUACGAGGGCACCGAGGCCGACAGUGUCUUCAGCGGCUUCCUGCUCUUCCCGGCGACGGCCUGA